GCCCCUCGCCUAACAUCCCAUCCUCGCAGGUCGCUUAUUCCGCCUCACAGUCCACGAGAGUCCGGACGUGCUGGUCUCCUCUCCUCUCUGCUCCGUGGAUUGUCCCACUCAACACUCGUCACGAUGUCUUCUUCUUUUGCGGGGAUUUUAAAAGUUGCUUUGGACCACAGACGAAGAGCGACGACGGACCAUUAAAGUCCACGUGCAAACGCGGAAGUAGCUUUUUUAAAAAUUUGAUCUUAAAGAGCCGUUUUGGAAAAAAAAAAAAAACACAAAAAAAAUAAAUAAAUCGACCAACGUGUAGAGGUUAGUUAGCUAAAGACGUUGGAGAUGAUUUGGUCGAAAAGUGUUGGGAUGUUCCAGCGCGGCUUGUGACCCAGCAGGAUGCGUCAUGUUGCCCGUCAUAAGUUCCGUCUAAUUGCUGGAGCGCGGCUGAAUAAACGAGUCACCAUGAUUUUAACAACUUUCGCCAUCUUCCUCUCAUUGCCUGACUCGGUGUCCGCCUUAAAGAGCAGUGGUGGUGCGCCCCCUAGAGGAGGCGCGCGUCUGGACUGCGUCAAGGCCAGCGAGCAGUGCCUGAAGGAGGCCACCUGCAGCACCAAGUACCGCACCAUGAGGCAGUGCGUGGCGGGCAGGGAGAGCAACCUGAGCGCGGUGACGGCUCCGGAGGCGCAGGGCGAGUGCCGGAGCGCCAUGGAGGCCAUGAAGCAGAACGCCCUCAACCACUGCAGGUGCAGGAGGGGCAUGAAGAAGGAGAAGAACUGCCUGCGUAUCUUCUGGAGCAUUUAUCAGAGUUUGCAAGGUAACGACCUACUGGAAUAUUCUCCAUACGAGGCGGUCAACAGCCGCCUGUCGGAUAUCUUUCACUUGGCCCCCAUCAUUGCUGCGGAGUCAGCGCCCACCAAAGAGAACAACUGUCUGAACGCGGCGAAGGCGUGCAACCUUAACGACACGUGCAAGAAGUACCGCUCGGCCUACAUCAACCCGUGCACCAACAGAGUGUCGGCGUCGGAGGUUUGCAACAAGCGCAAAUGUCAAAAGGCCUUGAGACAAUUCUUUGACAAGGUUCCCAAUAAAUACAGCUACGGCAUGUUGUUCUGCUCCUGCCCGGCCGGCGAUCAGACGGCGUGCGCCGAACGCCGCCGUCAGACCAUCGUGCCCGUCUGCUCCUACGAGGACAAGGACAAGCCCAACUGUUUGUCUCUGCAGAACGCCUGCAAGACCAACUACAUCUGCAGGUCCCGACUGGCAGAUUUUAUUAGCAACUGUCAGCCAGAAAGUCACUCGAUAUCGGGAUGUCUGAGGGAGAACUACGCCGACUGCCUGCUCUCCUACUCGGGACUCAUCGGUACAGUGAUGACGCCUAAUUACAUGCGCUCCCUUAGCAUCACCCUGUCGCCGUGGUGCGACUGCAGCAGCAGUGGGAACAGCAAGCCCGAGUGCGAGAAAUUUGCAGAGAUUUUCACCAACAACCGAUGCUUACGGAACGCCAUCCAGGCUUUCGGCAACGGCACCGAUGUCGGCGUGUGGCAGCCCCAGCCUCCCAUCGCGCCCGCCAUGGGUGAGGCGGGCGCCACCCGCGGGGGGAGAGACGGAAGCGUCCGGGCGGUGGACGUGCUGAGCGACCUGGGCAGACUGGAUGUGGCCGGCCAUGCCUCCUAUGACAUCUGUGGCACCUUGCAGGCCCAAAAACUGCUGUCAAACCGCUCAGAAGAUCCUGCUCUGUGUGCGAUGGGCGACUCCAACGCGGUGGCGAGGAGCUCCACGGGAAAACUGCGAGCCUCAAGUCUUCUCCUGGCGCUGGUCUUCCCUUGGAAACCUUGAACUUUCCAGCUCUCGUAGGACCUGAAAGAUGGACCACCGUUUGUUUGCUGGCACAACGGAGCAAGAAAAAGAAAAAAAAGAUUUGCAAAGAGAACAUUUGAGUGACGAGACUCUCUUUGGAACCUGAUGGAACAUUUGCCCCAAAAUGGAGGAGGGUUUGGAGAACAUGUGACUAUCUCUCUGCAUCGAGUGUGCUGUGGUUUGUCCCGUCAGUCCAAACUCUCCAACCGCUUAGGAUUUGGUCCUUAAAGGAGAGUAAGGACAAAUCUGCCAUCUUAGUCCUCAGCGUACGGUCAGUAUUAGGUCAGCUUUGUCGUCGUGGUUGUAACCAGUUCGUAAAUAGGAAACAAAGUAAGAAAAUGUCUGCUGCGACACACGGAGAACAAAAACACUUCUCUAGUCAGGUGAUGAGGUGUUCACAACAUACAUAUUUGCUGUUUUUUUUUAAAAGAAACAACUUCAUUUGAACAACCGCAUGUAACGACACCAGCUCACUACCACCCACUCUGGUCUACAGUGGUACUACACAAGAGGCGAGUCUAUUACAGAGCAAGAUAUUUUCCAUGAGAAUUAAAUGGAAAUGUCAUCAAUUUUAAGGAAUUGUUUUAUAAAAUGUAUUGACUUAGUAAAUUUUGGAGCACAAUCCUGAUUGAAAGAGACAGAUUUUCAACAAUUUCCAAUCCUGACAAUUGAUCUAUUGUGCAUUAUGCAUACAUGAAUUAAUGCUACGUGCAUGACAAUACAUGUCUUCUGUUUAACACUAACAUAAAAAGUACCAUAAAACUGA
This is a messenger RNA of Entelurus aequoreus (snake pipefish), 2611 nucleotides long. It is a transcript of the gene gfra1b, whose product is annotated as gdnf family receptor alpha 1b. The transcript is spliced from 10 exons. The record is from RefSeq and is a predicted model, not a curated record. NCBI's taxonomy places the organism in Eukaryota, Metazoa, Chordata, Actinopteri, Syngnathiformes, Syngnathidae. Gene Ontology annotation, biological process: nervous system development. The coding region runs from base 385 to 1824 and encodes 479 amino acids. Gene Ontology annotation, molecular function: signaling receptor activity. Gene Ontology annotation, cellular component: external side of plasma membrane; signaling receptor complex.